GGCAGGGGCGCAUCCUCUAGUGUUCUGGGCCGGGGCUUGAAUAUUUGCACCAGGGAGUGUUGAGCGCUUCAAGCAGGCCAAGGUCAAGGGUCUGAGCGAAUAGCAGCGGGUCUGAAGUGCGGUUAUGCAUGUCGUGCGGACUCUGCUGAUCACAUCCGCAGAGAAGGCACCUAGGCGGCUACAGAAGGCGGAGGUUCAGGUGCCCCUGAAGGAACCGAGCCCCGCCACUUACGCUGCUAACACGGAACCGCAGGAGGCUGGGUCCCUGGACACAGUGGUCACGGAGUAAGGCUGGUGGGCAGUUUGUGGAGUCUGCAACCCCGGGUCCUUGCCGAGAUUGGCGCUUCGGUGUGACUGCACCAUGAAGUACCCAGGCGUGGAGCUGAUUUUUGACCAUGUUGGACACUUUGGCAGAUUCCAGAGGUUCAUCUAUUUUGUAUGUGCAUUCCAGAGCAUGUCAUGUGGUAUCCAUUACGUGGCCUCCAUGUUACUGGUAAUCUCCCAUGAGGAGACCUGCAAGCCUCCAAGCAACGUAACUAAAUUUGCCAACCUCAACAAUUCUGCUGCAAAGCUGGAGGAUCUCUGGGCCUUCAUGUCCCCAGGCCAUAAGGAGCCCAUCACAGUGGAACUGCAGAAUGGUGAGGCAUGGGACCUCUCAAGGUGCAAUCAAGUCCACAGGGACAACAAGUCACAGCAUUCAGAGAACAGCAGCAGCCAUGACUUUUCUUGCCCAGAAAGCUACAUGUCUGACCAAAGGCAAUUUAACGGCACCAUGAAUCUGAUCUGUGACCAGCAGAUAUUCACACGUAUGCUCCAGCCAUUUUUUAUGUUUGGAGUCCUACUGGGGGCAAUCAUCUUUGGAUACUUUUCUGACAAAAAGGGAAGGCAAGCAGCCAUAUGGUUUACAAACACAGGCAUCUUUCUGUUUGGGAUCCUGGCCACAUUCACCUUUAAUUACUACAUCUUCAUAAUUUCGCGCUUCAUUUUGGCCAUGCUUACCAGUGGCUAUUUUGUGGUGGGAUUUGUCUAUGUGACUGAAUUCGUUGGCAGGAAGUCUCGGACGUGGGCAUCCAUGAAUUUACAUAGCUUUUUUGCGUUUGGAGGGAUAAUAGUAGCUUUGAUGGGCUUCUACGUCAAGACCUGGUGGAUUUAUCAAGUUAUCCUCUGCUUGGCGACUUUCCCCUGUAUCCUGUGCUGUUGGAUGUUGCCCGAGUCCCCCUUCUGGCUCAUCUCAGAGAGAAAAUACGAAGAAGCGCAAGAGCUGGUGGACAUGAUGGCCGCGCGGAACAGCACGGGUACCUGCGACCUGUGUGAAGUUCUGGCACUGGAUGGGACUGUUGAUAGCAAAUCGCCUCCAGCUAAGAAGCCCGACAUCUUAGAUCUGUUUUACAGCUGGAAUGUCACAUCAGGAACGCUGAGUAUUUGGCUGGUUUGGUUCACGGCAAGUUUUGGAUUCUACUCGUUAUCUCUGAAGCCUGCUCGUUUGGACGACCGUCUGUACUACUUCAACGUCUUACUCCUGGCCAUGUUGGAAAUUCCUGCCUACAACUUCACGUGUGUCCUGGUCAACAAGAUGGGAAGAAGAAAUGGCCAGGCCGUCUUCCUCUUCUGCAUUGCUAUCUUCUGCACCAUAAUCAUCGUGCUCCCCUGGAAAUAUUUUAAGACCAUAUAUGCGGCAAUUAUUUGUGUGAAGUUCUUCGUAGGAUCGACAUUUGGUCUUGUUUUUCUGUACACGGCAGAGCUGUAUCCGACUGUGGUAAGGUCGCUGGCCAUGGGCACCAGCAGCAUGGUGUGCCGCUUGGGGAGCAUCUUCGCCCCAGUUGCCCUGCACCUGAGCAACACUUGGAUCUACACACCACAGCUGAGCAUGGGGGUUCUCGCCUUUCUGAGUGGAGUGGCCUCGAUGACCCUGCGGGAAACUGUGGGGAAGCCGCUGGCCACCACCUGGGAGGAGAUGGAGUUUCUGGAGAGAGAGGGGAAAAGCAACUCCAGCAAAGGCCUUCCUACUGCUCACCCACCGGGGCUGGAAGACACAGAAGCAGUCAGGCCCGAGAACCCCGGCCUUGGCACAUGAGUGUGCCCGGGCUGGCAUCCCGCACCUCAGUUCCAGCAAAGGCCUGUCCACACUGCUCAUCCCCUGGGGCUGAGAGACACGGAAGCAGUCAGGCCCAAGGACU
Messenger RNA from Ochotona princeps (American pika), 2177 nucleotides. RefSeq names its product solute carrier family 22 member 16 (gene SLC22A16). The transcript has 8 exons. The record is from RefSeq and is a predicted model, not a curated record. Gene Ontology annotation, biological process: transmembrane transport. Gene Ontology annotation, cellular component: membrane. Bases 362 to 2074 code for a protein of 570 amino acids. Lineage: Eukaryota; Metazoa; Chordata; Mammalia; Lagomorpha; Ochotonidae.